Hippocampus comes (tiger tail seahorse) is the source of this 1875-nucleotide messenger RNA. RefSeq names its product solute carrier family 19 member 3b (gene slc19a3b). Gene Ontology annotation, molecular function: vitamin transmembrane transporter activity. The record is from RefSeq and is a predicted model, not a curated record. The transcript has 8 exons. Gene Ontology annotation, cellular component: plasma membrane. The coding region runs from base 291 to 1748 and encodes 485 amino acids. NCBI's taxonomy places the organism in Eukaryota, Metazoa, Chordata, Actinopteri, Syngnathiformes, Syngnathidae. Gene Ontology annotation, biological process: transmembrane transport; vitamin transport.
UAAAAUAUCAUAAAAAUAUUCAUAAAACAUUAUGCGUUUUGCUUUCACUCCAGAGCAGAGUCUGCACAAAUAGCAUUCGGUUUCCUAACAGGUGAAAGUCUAAACUCAUAAAGCGUGCCACGUGAAACGACACAACUCACCAGAUUAGAUUAUUCCAGCUCGUGGUGGUGACUAACUGAAGUGUCAUUAUUUUAAGGCACGUAUUGGCUUCUGAGGACCAAAUCAAUCAUGCCACAUUAGGAAACCCUGCCGGGAAGGAGACGACAGAGGGAUUCUAUUGAGGAGAAACCAUGGGCUGCUGGGUCAAGCUGAAGUCCUCAGAUUGGGUUUUCCCUACCGCAGUCUUGUCACUCUAUGGUUUUUUUGCCAACUGCAGAAUCGCAGAGCCUUUCCUCGCGCCGUACUUAAUUGGACCUUAUAAGAACAUCUCCGAAGAAGUGGUGACCAACUACCUAUUUCCAAUAUGGACAUAUUCCUACCUGGCCUUCCUUUUCCCUGUUUUCCUGCUGACUGACUUUCUGCGACAUAAGCCGCUCAUUGUGAUCCAGGCGCUUUUCCUGGUUUCCAACUAUGUCCUGCUCUGCUUUGCCCCAGGACUACUUGCUAUGGUCUUCCUUGAGAUUCAUUAUGCUGUCGUGACUGCUACAGAGGUGGCCUACUUUUCCUACAUAUACAGCGCGAUUCCCCUUGAGAAUUACCAGCGAGCCACCGGUUACCUUCGCAGCGCCAUGCUUUUUGGGUACACGUCUGGUGCCGGCCUGGGCCAAAUUCUCAUCUCAUUGGCAGGGUUGAACUACUUCUACCUCAAUGCCAUCACUCUGGGCGUUGUAAGCGUGGCUUUUCUCAUCUCCUUCUGGUUGCCAAUGCCUCAGGGGAGCAUGUUCUUCAAAGGGAGAAAGACAGCAUCUUUGGGUCGACAAUCCCAGCAGGAGGUGCCUGGGAAAACGGACAGACCCGAUGAAACGGCAUUGGAUGAGGAGGACGCUAGCUCGGGGAAACAGAAGAUGGAGUGUGAUGACGACGCUGGCUGGUGCAGCAGGAAAAAUGUGUUCAGUGCAGGUCAUUUACUUUGGCAAAGCUUCAGGGAGUCCUACUCAUCAAGGCAUUUGAUCUAUUGGUCUUUGUGGUGGGCUCUGGCCACAGCUGGAUAUACGCAAAUAGUUAAUUACAUCCAACUAAUGUGGAACCAUAUUGAGCCAUCCGCCUCGUCAUCCGUUUACAAUGGUGGAGUAGAAUCCGCAUGCUCUCUCGUUGGCGCUGCAGCAGCCUUCUCUGUGGGUUACAUCAAGGUGAACUGGUCCGUGUGGGGAGAACUGGCUUUAGGGUUGUUUUCAGCCAUUGGGGCAGGUGCUGUGUUCUUGAUAGGACUCACCAGCAAUAUCUGGGCUUGCUAUGCUGGCUAUGCCGUAUUUAAAUCAUGCUACAUGCUGCUCAUCACCAUCACAACAUUUCAGAUUGCCGCCAAUCUCUCCAUGGAGUGCUACGCCCUGACAUUCGGGAUCAACACGUUUGUGGCCCUCUCCCUGCAGACCAUUAUGACACUUAUUUUUGUUGAUGGAGCUACAUUAGGACUGGACAUUGUGACGCAGUUCAUCAUUUACGGGAUCUACCAUGCUGUCAUCUCCGUGCUGUUUUUGAUUCGAGGGACCUACACUGCUUGUACAAAGCGAAGCACUCCAGAACCACCAGAUAACCUGCCAAAGGAGAGGAAGAACCCCGUGCAGGUGAUCCAUGAUACAUCUUUCUGAUCAUGGUCAACCAGUUGUUAAAUUGUAACAGUACUUGAAUGAGUAGAUAAUCAUACAAUAAAGCUUCAUUUUGAAUCCGUGUGCAUUCCCCAUGUUUACAUGCUUACCAAUUAAAGAUGAAAAUCGC